Messenger RNA from Saccostrea echinata, 831 nucleotides. Its product is annotated as ras-related protein Rab-8A-like. The coding region runs from base 68 to 691 and encodes 207 amino acids. NCBI's taxonomy places the organism in Eukaryota, Metazoa, Mollusca, Bivalvia, Ostreida, Ostreidae. Gene Ontology annotation, biological process: regulation of exocytosis; protein secretion; protein localization to plasma membrane. The transcript has 7 exons. Gene Ontology annotation, cellular component: synaptic vesicle; plasma membrane; endosome. The record is from RefSeq and is a predicted model, not a curated record. Gene Ontology annotation, molecular function: GTPase activity; GTP binding.
GUACCUUUUAGUGACGUCAACAGAAAUAAUGUUUUCGAGGGUGGUUCCGUUGUGAAUUUUAGAGAAGAUGGCAAAAACAUAUGAUUACCUGUUUAAACUCUUAUUAAUAGGGGACAGUGGUGUUGGGAAAACAUGUGUGCUUUUUAGGUUUUCUGAGGAUGCUUUUAAUUCAACGUUUAUUUCAACAAUAGGUAUUGAUUUUAAAAUAAGGACAAUAGAAUUAGAUGGUAAAAAAAUUAAGUUACAAAUAUGGGACACUGCGGGACAAGAGAGGUUUCGUACCAUCACUACAGCUUACUACAGGGGUGCCAUGGGAAUAAUGCUUGUGUAUGACAUCACAAAUGAGAAGUCUUUUGAAAAUAUCCGAAACUGGAUUCGCAAUAUUGAGGAGCACGCCUCUCAGGAUGUGGACAAGAUGAUUCUGGGUAACAAAUGUGACAUGAACGACAAGAGAGUGGUCUCUAAGGAGAAGGGUGAAGCUCUGGCAAUAGAACAUGGCAUCAAGUUUAUGGAGACUAGUGCCAAAGCUAGCAUUAAUGUGGAGGAGGCCUUCUUUACAUUAGCCAGGGACAUCAAGGCUAAAAUGGACAGGAAGUUGGAAUCCUCAAAUGCUCAGGCAAAAAAUGCAGGUGCAAUAACACCUGGUAAGACACAGGCCAAGAAGUCUGGCUGGAGGUGCACCAUAUUGUGAUGUCAGCUGGCAUUGUGAUAGGUUUUUUAAAACUGUAAACUGAUAUUUUAUUGGCUGUUGGUGAGACAGAAGAAGCUGUUGGUCAAUUUUGAACAUGUGAUAUUGAACCCUGCAACCAAUCAAAGGGUACAGUAUUCAUC